Molecule: messenger RNA, 3012 nt
Organism: Fraxinus pennsylvanica
Lineage: Eukaryota; Viridiplantae; Streptophyta; Magnoliopsida; Lamiales; Oleaceae
Source: the annotation of a GenBank genome assembly
AUGGAUUGUGGAAAUGAAGUAUUGCCCGGGUCCGGGGGCCAUGAGGAGAAGAUUUUCGUGUCGGUGAGGUUGAGGCCGUUGAAUACUAAGGAAAUCUUGAGGAAUGAUGUUUCAGAUUGGGAAUGUAUCAAUGAUAAUACAAUUAUCUACAAGAAUGCUAAUCUUUCGGCAUCAGAACGGUCAAUGUAUCCCACUGCUUAUACAUUUGACAGGGUAUUUAGGAGUGAUUGCUCCACGAGACAGGUGUAUGAACAAGCAGCUAAGGAUGUUUCUCUUUCAGUUGUCAGCGGGAUGAAUUCAAGUGUUUUUGCGUAUGGACAAACAAGCAGUGGAAAGACAUAUACGAUGACUAGAAUUACUGAGUACGCCAUCGCAGAUAUAUACGAGUAUAUGCAGAAGCACACAGAACGAGAAUUUGUUUUGAAAUUCUCUGCUAUGGAAAUCUACAAUGAAUCUGUCAGAGACCUCCUCAGUCCAGAUUGCAUUCCCUUAAGACUUCUAGACGAUCCAGAGAGAGGAACCACAGUUGAGAAACUUACUGAGGAAAUUUUGAGGGACUGGAAUCAUGUGAUUGAGCUCCUUUCUGUUUGUGAAGCUCAAAGACAGAUUGGAGAGACAUCCCUUAAUGAUACAAGCUCUAGAUCUCAUCAGAUCAUCAGACUGACAAUUGAAAGCUCUUCUCGUGAGGUUUUUCUGAAGGAUAACUCGAGCUUUCUUUCAGCUACAGUGAAUUUUGUAGAUUUGGCUGGAAGUGAACGUGCAUCUCAAUCGUUAUCAGAGGGCACAAGGUUAAAAGAAGGUUGUCACAUAAAUCGCAGCUUGCUGACCUUGGGAACUGUCAUUCGCAAGCUGAGCAAGGGACGAAAUGGACACAUUCCUUACAGAGAUUCAAAGCUAACUCGCAUAUUGCAAACGUCAUUAGCAGGCAAUGCUAGAACAGCCAUUAUCUGUACUUUGAGCCCUGCAGGGAUUCAUGUUGAGCAAUCAAGAAACACACUUCUCUUUGCAAGCUGUGCAAAGGAAGUGACUACAAAUGCCCAAGUUAACUUAGUCAUGUCAGAAAAAGCAUUGGUAAAACAUCUUCAGAGGGAGCUAGCGAGACUAGAGAGUAAGUUGAGAAGUCCUCAGUCGACUUUGUCCACAUCGAGUUAUCCUACAUUACUGAGAGAGAAAGACCUUCAAAUUGAAAAGCUUGAGAAGGAGGUAAAAGAAUUGAUUCUGCAAAGAGAUAUUGCCCAAACUCAAGUUAAAGAUUUGUUACAAAUGAUUGGGGAUGAUGGAAAUUCCAUGAUACGGGUAGGAUUGGGGCACUACCCACACUUGCGAGUGCAGAAAUCACCAGAAUAUGAAAUACCAGAACAAGAGACGUCCAUUGGGGCAGAUCCUCAUUCUUUGGAUCUUGAUAUUAGAUCAGAUGGUCAUAGUAGGACCAGUUCUAUUGAUCAUUUUGCACGAGUUCCAUAUUUCGAUGAAACCUUUGUGAACAGUAAUACAUCUCCAAGUCUCGUAAUAAGCAGAUCAAAUUUUAGUGAAAGUGAUUCAUUUCAGGGAUGGGAGGAGAUGGAGAAACAAAGUAAUGAGCCUUCAGAGGAUUUAUGCAAGGAAGUUCGUUGCAUCGAGAUAGAAGAGUCAAGUAACAAAGGAGCUGUAGAAUCCAAUUGCUUAUCUUCUGAAGAAAAUAUUAGAUUCCCUGCACUAAGAAUAUCCAGAAAUGGUGAUGGAUUAGAACCAGAAUUCGUGUUAACUGCUCCAGCAAAAGAUGAAGAAUUAGUGUCAUCUCAGUUGAAGGACGAUAUUCAAAUGAAUACAGAAGUGGACCCCAGGCCCUCUAUUGAAGACAAAGAACCUGUUUUGACAUUUUUGAAGGAAGAUAGAGAGUCGGUUUCAUCAUCGUUCAAGGUAGAAAGAGAAUUGAAGUGCCUUCCUUUUCUUAAAGUGUCUUCUUUAACAAAUGAUCUGGCUAAAGAUUCAUCUGGCUCUAGAAGCUUGAAAUUAACAAAAAGUAGAAGCUGUAAAGCAAGUAUUAUAGCCGACUCAUCUUCUCCCUGGUUAAAGAUGAUACAGUACUGUGAAAAUACACCACCUGAUGGAUCAGAAAGAGAGUACACCUCAAGACCUGUGGGCUUUGAAAGGAAAAUACCUCCUUUAAACUUUGGUUCUAACACACAAAGGUCAGAAGCAGAAGAUUCUCAGUUUUCUGCAAAAAAUGCUUUUGAUAUUGAUGUUGAUGUAUCAAAGGGGGAAGUUUCGACUGCUGACGAUGUUUUCGUCGAUGAUACAUCCAAUGUAGAAAUAAGAGAAAAGGCUGAACUUCCUAUUGAAAAGGAGUUUGCUAAAAUACUAACUGAAAAGGAGUUUUCUGAUAUUCCAGAGAAGGAGACGGAAUUAAUGGCCAAUCAAACUUCAAAGUCUGUAAAAGAUGUUGGCUUGGAUCCAAUAGAAGAAGAAGAGCCUAAAGGUUUCCCAUAUAAUUGGCCUUUGGACUUCAAAAGACUCCAAAGAGAAAUAAUUGUAUGUUGGCAUGCAUGCAAUGUCUCAUUGGUGCAUCGAACCUAUUUCUUCCUGCUUUUUCAAGGUGAUCCUUCAGACUCCAUAUAUUUGGAGGUCGAGUUGAGGAGGAUGAUGUUCCUAAAGGACAAAGUUUCUCGAGGAGAGAAGACUAUUGUAAAUGGACGAAAACUAUCACUUGCUUCAAGUGUGAAGGGACUUCGUCAAGAGAGACGGAUGCUGAGCAACCAGAUGUCAAAGAAGCUUUCUGAACAAGAAAGAGACAGCCUCUUCAUCAAGUGGGGUAUUGGGAUCAAUACAAAACUCAGGAGACUACAGUUAGCUCACCGAUUGUGGUCUAACACGGAAGAUAUGAACCACAUUGCUGAUAGUGCAUUUCUUGUUGCAAAGCUGGUUGGUUUUACUGAUCCGGGUGUGGCUACAAAGGAGAUGUUUGGGCUUAAUUUUACACCUGGCUCGACUAGAACAUAUAGUUUCAAACGCAGUCUUGUAUCUCUCUUGUGA